Lineus longissimus is the source of this 1352-nucleotide messenger RNA. RefSeq lists its product as uncharacterized. The transcript is spliced from 5 exons. Bases 167 to 979 code for a protein of 270 amino acids. The record is from RefSeq and is a predicted model, not a curated record. Lineage: Eukaryota; Metazoa; Nemertea; Pilidiophora; Heteronemertea; Lineidae.
UGGUACAAUUUCCCUUGAAUGAAUUCAGUCACCUAAAUGUUGGUGUUUUUCAGAUUCAAUGUUGCAUCCAGCGUUUAGUAUGAACAACAUUUGAGGCAGAGCUAUCUUCCUCUACACAGCGUCGAGAGCCGUCUUCAUUCUCUCUUCACCUCGCCAACCAAUCACAAUGCGUCGCAUCCACCGCGCGGACAUGGACAGCAUCAUGGAGCCUUGCCGAUCAAAGGAUGAAGUCACCAGACCACUGACCAGCGAAAACGUCAGUCGACAUGAGAUCGAAACGAUUGCUAGUAGAUUGCGGGAUAUUGCCAUCGAUUUAGCGCUCCUACUUUCUGAUAUAAGAGAUUCACAUCUCGGGAAUGAUACGGAUAACAUAGUGACUCUGUCUCGCUGUCACUUCCCGGGGACUCCACGGGUGGCCGACCUUAUUGCGCCGGUCUACCUUAAGGAGACAGAUGGACAUCUGGUUUCUAUUCGUUCGUUCAACGACACUCCCAGACCAACAGACCAAGACAGAUGUCGUGAGUUCCAACUCGGAUCCAACAUUAGCCUUGAGGCUUCCCUUACAUCUCUACCGCAGGCGAUAGUCAUCGAAGGGGACGUGAAUGAUUUGGUGCGGAGUUCCCUGAAGCACACGUGGACAUCUCUUGCCGAAUACGGUGUCCACCUCGGUCACAUGACCACACGGCGAGCGAACACACUUCAUCAUGCCCACAUCGAAUUCCUUCGAAGAGGAAUCUAUUGGCCCACCUUAGACCUUCUGUGCCUUUUGGACAUUCUUAUGCUGGUUCAGGAACUGACUAUAAGUGAUGCCAUCUAUCAGAGGAUCCGACAAACGAUGGUUCCAACGCCGAUGAGGCGAAGUCGAAAGAAUGAUUACGAGUAUAUGGUAGCGAGGGACUUCAUGCUUGUUGUUCAAUCUGACAGUAUACUUUUUGAGAAAGUAUUGCAAAUAUUGGACUCUGAUCGUUCCAGGGCUUGAUUUGUUUCCCUACUUCCGACGUCGGCCAUAUUGGAAUCAAAGAUGGGCACCGGGAUAAACCAAUUUAGUCUAUAUCUCGGAAACUCAUGCAGACAAUACUCAAUGUUAACGCCCAUGCCCAGUCCGAACCGUUCAAAUUCACUCCAAAGUGGAUUCCAAAAUGGCUGCCAUGAAGCCGUGUUUGCCUAUUACCGGCAAAAAUAUUUACUGAGCCUUUUCAAGUGGCUUUUUUACCAGAAUAUGUACUAAUAAUGAUAUCGAGUACCAAAAUGAUCUAACUGGCUUUAAUUCUUAUAUUUGUCAGUGAUGUCACUUGCCAAUAUAAAGCGUUGAACCGCCUCAUAGUAAGGAUUCCAAUAACACUUUCGAAAAG